This is a messenger RNA of Arabis nemorensis, 603 nucleotides long. Lineage: Eukaryota; Viridiplantae; Streptophyta; Magnoliopsida; Brassicales; Brassicaceae. The record is from the annotation of a GenBank genome assembly.
AUGAGGUCGUUUUGUGGUGAUGGAGCGCGCGAGACGGUUGAGGAAGAAGAGAAACUUCCUCCUUCUGAUUCUGAGAGGGAAGAACCACAACAAAGCCCUGAUCGUUGCUCUUUAACCUUACUUGGCAAUCACGACAUCAAUGAAAACCCACCAAACCCUAAUUCUCAAACUUCUCCGUCAAGCGGAAAGAGAAGGAGUACUAGUGGUGGAUUCAAGAAAGUAAAGAAGCCUAGACCUCAUGAACCACCUGAGGCUGUUUCGGAAGUUGUCUCUCCUCCGAAGUGGCUUGAUCAGGUGAUGAAAUUCAAGGAGGAAACAAAGGCUCCCCAUCGAAUAAGUAAGGCCCCGUUAACUUGUGAAGACGCGAGGCUCAUCUUCGAGAAGGAAUUGUCUGUGAGUGAUGUUAAUCCAAAGCAGAGCCGUUACUUAAUGCCUUUCAAUCAGCUGAAAAGAAACGACUUCUUGACGCAAGUGGAAUCGAGUUUCAUAGAACAAGAAGAAGAUGAGGAAGGUGACAAGCCUGGAAUUGGAGUGAUUCUCGUGAAUCAAAAGGCUGAAAAGUGGUUUGAAGAAGUACUCUGCUUUGCCUUAGGGACAGUCUGA